UCCUUUGGCGUGGACACGGCCUGUCAUUCGCGUGGUGCCUCCUGGGCAGAUGCCCGUCGUGCGGCGACGAUGAAGGCGCCCCGGCGUUGGCGUGUCACCUCCCCAGGGCUUUCUUGUUCCUUACGAAAGCACCAUUGCGACUGAGGUAGGCAUGGAAGCUGAGCUGCUGACUGCCUCGUGCCCUACACUGGUGACCUUCAAGGACAUACUUGUGAGCUUUUCCAGGGAGGAGUGGCAGCUGCUGGACACUACCCAGCAGACCCUGUACAAGGAUGUGACCCUGGAGAACUACAGAAACCUGGUUUCCUUGGGGCUUCAGCUUCCCAAGCCAGAGGUGAUCCUGCUUUUGGAGAAAGGGGGAGAGCCAUGGCUGAUUGAGAGAGGAAUUCCCUAUAGGACCCAUCCAGACUCCAGAAGUGCAGUUUUAAGCAAGAGCAUUUCUAAAAGUAAACAACCUGAUGGCAUUAAAAUGGAAGAAACAGGGAAGGACCAUCUCUGGCAUUUGUCAUCAGAAGAAGCCUGGAAGUGUGACGACCUGCUGGACACACACCUGGACACACACCAGGAGAGCCAGGAGGGGCAUUUGAGACGAGUAAUGUCUACCCAAAAGAAAGUACUUAUUCAGGAGAGAGUCUGUGGACAUGGAAAAUAUGAAGGAAACUGUCUUCCUGCUCAGCUAGUACUAAGAGAGUAUUUCCAGAAACAUGACUCACACUCAAAAAGUCUAAAACAUGAUUUAGUUUUCAGUGGUCAUCAGGAAAGCUGUGCCAGCAGCAGUAAUGAAUGUGCUCAAACAUUCUGUCCAAGCAUUCACCUUAUUCAGUUUGCAAGAACUCAAGCUGGAGAUAAGUCCUACAGGUGCCCUGACAACGGUAGCUCCCUUACUCAUGGUACAUCUGUUGGUAUAUCGAGGGGUGUACAUAGAGAGAAACCCUAUGAAUGUAAGGAAUGUGGGAAAUUCUUUAGUUGGCGCUCUAAUCUCACCAGGCACCGACUCAUUCAUACAGGAGAAAAACCCUAUGAAUGUAAAGAAUGUGGGAAAUCUUUCAGCCGGAGUUCUCACCUUGUUGGGCAUCAGAAGACUCACACUGGUGAGGAGCCCUAUGAAUGUAAAGAGUGUGGCAAAUCCUUCAGCUGGUUCUCUCACCUUGUCACCCAUCAGAGAACUCACACUGGAGACAAACUAUACACUUGUAAUCAGUGUGGGAAGUCUUUUGUCCAUAGUUCGAGGUUAAUUAGGCACCAGCGAACUCAUACUGGAGAAAAACCUUAUGCUUGUCCUGAAUGUGGGAAAUCGUUCAGACAGAGCACACACCUCAUUCUACAUCAGAGAACUCAUGUCCGAGUUAGACCCUAUGAAUGCACUGAAUGUGGGAAGUCUUACAGCCAGCGGUCUCACCUUGUUGUUCAUCAUAGAACACAUACUGGACUGAAACCCUUUGAGUGUAAAGACUGUGGAAAAUGCUUUAGUCGAAGCUCUCAUCUUUUUUCUCAUCAGAGAACCCAUACUGGAGAGAAACCAUAUGAAUGUCAUGAUUGUGGGAAAUCCUUCAGCCAGAGCUCUGCCCUCAUUGUGCAUCAAAGAAUUCAUACUGGAGAGAAACCAUAUGAAUGUUGUCAGUGCAGGAAAGCCUUCAUCCGAAAGAAUGACCUUAUUAAGCAUCAGAGAAUCCAUAUUGGAGAAGAGACCUAUAAAUGUAAUAGGUGUGGAAUUUUCUUCAGCCAGAAUUCUCCAUUUAUAGUACAUCAAAUAGCUCAUACUGGUGAGCAGUUCUUAACUUGUAAUCAGUGUGGGUCAGCGCUAGUUAGUAGUCCCAACCUUAUUAGAUACCAGACAAAUCAUAUUAGAGAAAAUACUUACUAAUAUAACAAAUAUGGAAAAUUUGUCAUAAAGAGCAGUAACUCUUUUUCAUUGGAGAACUCCUUUUGGAGAGAAGAUGUGUAGAUUGGAUCUCUGGAAAUGCUUUCAGUCCUGUUAUGACCUUGUAAUGCACUAAACAACUAGCCCUUGUGUGGAGAGAACCCACAAAUUACAUUACAAUACAGAAAUAUAUCAGAUUCCCGCCACACCCCCCAAAUUCCUACAGACCUAGAUGCAACAGACCUAGGUGCAUUUUGAUUGAGUUCAAUGCUAAAGUUAGUGACUUGUUAAGGGAGAAUGCUACUUCAAAAAGAUAAGUGUUACUGCUGAGCAGAAUGAAAAGUCGAUAAAAGUUUUGUGAUGGAAAAUAAUAUUUCAGUGAGUUAAUAUGCCAUUUUUUUACUGGAUUGACACUUAGUAAUGCUUAUGCGUCAAUAUAAAGUACAUUUUGAUUAACCACAGGAAAUAUUUACAGUGAGAAAGAACAAUUUGCAUUAUUAGUAGUGCCCAUUUUUAAAUAUAUUUGCAUGUGGGCAGGAAAUGGAAGGGUAUAGGAAAGUGAACAAAAUUGAUUAGUUAGAUACUGGGCUUAUGAUUAAGUUUUACCAAAUAUUCAGUGUUACUGUAACAAUUAUUUAAAGACUUUUAAUACAAAAAAAGAAGAUCCAGUUUCUCCAUUUUUGUCAUCAAGGAAGCUUGAGAGCCAUGUUCCACUAAGCCUUGCUGUUAAUUGUAAGAUGUUUUGGGUUAUAGAGUUGUGGUUUUUGAGACUGGGUGCUGAAGGCUCCUGGAAUCUUAAAAAUAGUGAUUUUCUGGACAUCAGGAUAUAGAGAAACAGUUGACAUUGAAUGCUUCAGGAGGGCUUCCAUUUGACAGGAACAGUUGAGCAUCUGCAUGAUGCUCAGAGCAAUUACUAUGAGACAAACAGCACUGCCCUAAGCCACCUCCUCAGGUGGCUUUUUAUGAUGAAAACUUAGUUAUUGAAAGCAUGGGCCAAAAGCUGCCCAUUUGAAAUCUUGCCUCUGCCCUUGACUCUCUGGGUGACCUUAGUCAUACAGCAUAACUUCUCUGUGCCUAAUUUAUAGAUUCCUUUCUCUGUAAGUUAGGGAUAGUGGUACUUCAUAAGGUGAGGUGGUUAUUAAAUGAGUGAACAUGUCAACAACUUAGUGCAGUGUCUGACCCAUGUAAGUACUUGAUAACUGUUAGCUGUGGCUAUAAUGUUGCUGUUAUUGACACUAUUCCAGCAUCUUUUAGUUUAAACUUGGCUUGCUAAUAACUCAUCAAGGCUUUCUUCCCUCCAGCUGCAUGCUCUCCUUUUUUCCCACUUCAGAACUUACCCUUGGGAUAUCAGUUGGCAUAAGUAUUCAUUUCUGAACAUCACUAGCCAACUUUAAAUAUUGUAUGCAAGAUCAUUCUGUAUGUACAGAGAUUUCUCUUCUAGGGAGAGGGCCAUAAACCUCAGAUGCUCUGGUAAGUGUAUAACCCAAAAAUACUUAGAAAAAGAAUUUUUAAAUUUGUGUUUCAUAAAACAAUUUUAUGUUUUGAUCUAUAACGUAUCUCUUGUAUAUAGGGACUAUUUACCCUUUUCUAGAAAACUGUGUAUUAGACGCUCACUGAUUGAUUGUUGAAUGAUAAAAAAUUUUUGUUGAGACCAGCAGGACAGAUCUCGAUGUCUUUCCCAGGAAAAGUCUAGAAAUGAUUGUUAGACUUACAAGACUUGAGAACUACGAGGAACACGAGACUACUGCAUCCUCUUCAUUGUACAGUUUCCCAGAAGUGAGUUGGCCCAGGUGAGUGGUCAGACCCAGAGCUUCAUCCCAGUGCCCGAGUGCCUGCUGUUCUCAGUGCUUACAUGGUGUUCACAUGUGGAAUAUGUUCUCUUCAGAAAUAGUUUUCAUUAUGAGGAGUAGUGCUCUAUGGGUGUAGAAGAGUAGUCCCUUAACUGGGCCUCUCAGAAUUUCUGGUAAUAGUUUUCCAAGUUUCCUCAGUUGUAUAGUGGAGACACAACUAGUAUCUACCUCAGAGGGAUGUUGUGUGGAUUAAGUGAGAAGACGUUUGCAGUGUUUAGAAAAAUGUGUGCACAUAGUGAGUACUGUAUGUAAAGAGAGUGAUGUGUAUGAAUGAGCACUGAAAUGUUUAAAGUGUUACAAAUUUUGCAAUUUAAAAAAUGUACUCUACCAUAAUGGUUAUAGUGUAUUCAUGUAAUGGAACAUUAAACAGACAUUAGAGUUGUGAACAAAGAAAAUUUGGUAACAGGGACAAUGUCAGUGCUGUCCUGUGUUAUGAAAAAGGCAUGACAGAUUGCAAUAUGGUGUAUACUUAAAUAUGAACAAAUAAAUGAAUUUAAAACACAAGUGAAUCUUGCUUAAAACUAUGAAAAUCUGUCAGAAGAUUAAUAACUUCAAAUUGAGAACAGAUACCUGCUUUUUUUGACUUUUCUUUCCAAAGUUCCUUCAUAACUAUUUUAGUAUCAGGAAACCAAUCUCUUCAAUGAUGGAAUAUUUUCUUUUGAAAAGUUCACGUGCAUAAAUAAACUUCUAGACCUGUAAUGAAACAAUUUGGCAAAGCCACAGGAUAUAUGAUCGAUAUAUAAAAAAAUGGAUUUCACAUCUCUGUACCAGUUGGCAGUGAUUUAAAAGAGAAAUCAGAAAAGCCACGAUCAAGGAUAGAAAAACUUAACAUUGUUAAGGUGUUAAUUCUUUACAAGUUAAUUUUUUUAUCUUCAAAGAUUUAUUUAUUUAUGCAUAUAGG
Condylura cristata (star-nosed mole) is the source of this 4612-nucleotide messenger RNA. It is a transcript of the gene ZNF10, whose product is annotated as zinc finger protein 10. Gene Ontology annotation, biological process: regulation of transcription by RNA polymerase II. The record is from RefSeq and is a predicted model, not a curated record. Gene Ontology annotation, molecular function: RNA polymerase II cis-regulatory region sequence-specific DNA binding; DNA-binding transcription factor activity. Lineage: Eukaryota; Metazoa; Chordata; Mammalia; Eulipotyphla; Talpidae. Bases 152 to 1864 code for a protein of 570 amino acids. The transcript is spliced from 5 exons.